AUGGAGUCCAUACGUUCCUCAAUCCACUCGUUCAACAUCUACGUCGGCCGGUCGACUUUCGGCAGGAUAUUCCGUCUCUCUGGUUGUGGGCAUAAAGAUGAGAUCCUGCAUACGAAGUUCACCACCGAAGUGCGGGCAGGACUUACGUCCUUCUUCACAAUGGCGUACAUCAUCGCGGUCAAUGCUACUAUCCUCGCUGAUACAGGCGGUAAUUGCGUGUGCAAUGAUGCCACAGACCCUCUGUGCUUAACGAACACGGAAUACCUCAUUUGCAAGCAGGAUUUGAACCGUAACCUCAUCACCGCCACAGCGGCCGUAGCCGGCUUCAGCUCUUUCCUCUUUGGCUUCUUCACCAACAUGCCCGUGUGUCUUGCACCGGGUAUGGGCCUCAACGCAUACUUCGCCUACCAGAUCGUCGGCUUCCAUGGCCAAGGCCUCAUCUCCUACAACCUUGCGCUCACUGCUGUCUUUGCAGAGGGCUUCAUAUUCAUCUUCUUGUCCUUGAUUGGCAUGCGACAAUGGCUCGUCAAGAUCAUACCAGUAUCGCUCAAGAUUGCCGCGGCAUGUGGUAUAGGACUCUUUCUUGCAGAAGUCGGACUGAGCAACAACGCGGGCAUUGGUGCCAUUGCGGGCUCAAAGAGUACCCCACUUGAUAUCGCGGGGUGUCCUGAUCAAUACAAGGAUGAGUUUGGCUCAUGCACAAGUCACAAGAUGACUUCACCUACUAUGUGGCUAGGCAUCCUUGGUGGUGGUAUCUUGACAGCUUACUUGAUGACAUACAAGGUCAAGAGCGCCAUGAUUCUAGCUAUUUUGCUCGUGUCAAUCAUCUCAUGGCCACGAGGCACUUCAGUUACUUUCUUCCCCUACACUGAGGUCGGCGAUAACCGCUUCGAGUUCUUCAAGAAGGUCGUGGACUUCCAUCCCAUCAACCGCACAUUGAACGCCCUGGACUGGAACGUCAACGCAGCACCUGGCCAUUUCGCACUCGCUCUUUUCACUUUCCUAUAUGUUGACAUUAUCGACUGCACAGCUACGCUCUAUUCGAUGGCACGUUUCUCUGGAGUGGUGGACGCAGAGACCGGAGACUUUCCGCGAUCAACGAUAGCCUAUUGCACAGAUGCUUUCUGCAUCUCCAUGGGCGCACUUCUCGGCUGUUCACCCGUCACGGCCUUUAUUGAGAGUGGAGCAGGAAUUGCAGAGGGCGGGAAAACAGGACUGACUGCCAUGACCUGUGGUGUCUGCUUCCUCAUUUCGAUGUUCUUCGCACCUAUCUUCGCUUCGAUCCCACCAUGGGCUACUGGAAGCACUUUGGUUCUCGUCGGUUGCCUGAUGAUGCGACAAAUCUCCUCCAUCAACUGGCGAUACAUCGGCGACGCCGUCCCAGCCUUCGUAACCGUAAUGUUCAUCCCAUUCGGAUACAGCGCAGCCUACGGUCUUAUUGCGGGCUUGAUGGUGUACACGGCACUCAACGGCAUGAUCUAUUUGACAAAGCUUAUAUCCGGCGGAUACAUCGUUCCCGAAGACGAAGAUAAUCGUGAAUACUGGACUAUCAAACCCGCCGGCAGACUCCCCUGGUUCAUCUCCGCAUCCCAGAACCUUGCCGAUCGCGUGCGGGGAAACGACAGGAGACAAAAGUCCCCGGAUGCGCUCUCCAUCCGAAGCACGGAGUCGGAGUGGAAGUACCAUGAUCGCAUUGGCUCGAACGGAUCGAAUCGCGAGCUCGACUCUGUCGUCAUUCAAGCCUUGCCCACUGAUCCUCGUCGGGAGAAGGUUUUCAGGUCCAUGGGGAGAUGA
Alternaria conjuncta is the source of this 1794-nucleotide messenger RNA. RefSeq lists its product as uncharacterized. The transcript is spliced from 8 exons. Gene Ontology annotation, biological process: transmembrane transport. The record is from RefSeq and is a predicted model, not a curated record. Lineage: Eukaryota; Fungi; Ascomycota; Dothideomycetes; Pleosporales; Pleosporaceae. Gene Ontology annotation, cellular component: plasma membrane. Gene Ontology annotation, molecular function: purine nucleobase transmembrane transporter activity. Bases 1 to 1794 code for a protein of 597 amino acids.